This is a messenger RNA of Homarus americanus (American lobster), 4616 nucleotides long. RefSeq names its product facilitated trehalose transporter Tret1-2 homolog. The coding region runs from base 17 to 1348 and encodes 443 amino acids. NCBI's taxonomy places the organism in Eukaryota, Metazoa, Arthropoda, Malacostraca, Decapoda, Nephropidae. The record is from RefSeq and is a predicted model, not a curated record. Gene Ontology annotation, biological process: transmembrane transport. The transcript has 2 exons. Gene Ontology annotation, cellular component: membrane. Gene Ontology annotation, molecular function: transmembrane transporter activity.
GUUUGCGUCGGUGAUUAUGGCAUUGGUGCAGUUAAUCAUUGGCACCAUAAUGGGGUUCUCUGGUAUAACACUCCUCGAGCUCACCAGCCAAGACUCACAGGAUAUCCGGCUCAACCCAACACAAGCGGCGCUCUACAGCAGUACAGUGAACAUCGGUGCUGCCGUAGGGUGCCUUGUAGGAGGGGCCGUCCUGGUCAGGCUGGGUCAUCGGGUGACGCUGUUAGUGACUCUGCCCGUCACGGCGGCUCUCUGGCUCUUACUCUCCUUCUCCCCCAGUGCCUGGGUGCUCCUCACAUCCCGCUCACUCCUCGGUGCCGCUGCUGGCGUGAUGUCAUCCGGUUCUAGCCCCUACGUCAUCGAGAUUGCUCACAAGAGUAAUCGUGGAAGUCUGGUCGGCCUUACCACAUUAGCGAGACAAAUGGGGGUAUUUUUGGUGUCUGCUCUUGGGGGUUUGAAGUUCGACUGGCGACAGAUGGGCUUCGUUUUCUGUGGAGUCUCUGUAAUUCCCUUCAUUGGUCUGUUCUUACUGCCAAAUUCUCCUCGCUGGCUCGUUGUCCUAGGUCGUGUCUCAGAGGCUGAGAAAGCUCUAACUUUCUUCAGAGGUAAACACUACGACUCCAAGACAGAGUUAAUGUCCAUGAAAGAAGAAGUUGAAGGUUCAGACAAAACAAAGACUACUGUUUGGCAGCAACUCGGCGGCCUCUUAGAACCAUCAACAUGUCGUAUAUUUUGUUGGUUGGCGUUUCUGAAUAUCUUGGUGGCCUUUAAUGGGUGUUUAGUGCUGGCAAGUUACUUGGUGCCCAUCUUCAAGGUGGCGCAGACCGACAUAGAUGCCUACACCUGCGCCAUGAUAUUUUCCUUCUUCAGGGUCGUCGGGUCCGUAGUGUACAUCUUUAUAGUUGACCGUCUGGGCCGUAAACCCUUGAUCAUUGUCUCGUAUUCUGUCGCUGCUGUGAGUAUGGCUGUAUUCGGUGGGUACUUCUACCUUCAGACGACGGGGAGUGCCGACACCCUGGGCUGGCUCCCAGUUACUGUAGCAGUUAUCUUCAUCUUUUUUGCUGGUAUUGGCCAGCCAGUGUUUUCAGUGUUGGCGGGAGAACUGAUGCCAAUAUCUUCCCGAAGUGUUGGUUAUUCAUUUCAACUGUUAAUCGUAAUGCUGGGAUCAUUUAUAUCAGUUCAGCUUUACCCAUCGGCAGUAGAGGCAGUUGGCGAGGACCUGGUUUUCUGGUUCUUCAGCGGUAUAUGUGUGACAAUCACCAUCGUUAGCGCUGUCGCCUUGCCGGAGACAAAGGGACGCUCCCUCGAAGAGAUCACAGGACAGGUGAACAACCAAGUUGCUACAAUAUAAAAGAAAUUCUCAGCUUCUAACAUUUGACGAUUAAGACUUCUUACUGACACUCGUCCAUGCCAGAAGCUCUCAAAGUCCCUAUUGUCAACACUGACUACACAGCCACAGUGCUCAAACACAGGAAGUCACAACACUGACUGUGCCCACGUCAUACACUCGCUGUCAGUUUGGCAUCACUUGGAAAUUUCAAAUUAAAGACAAAAGUUGUAUUAAAAUCUUAUAAUCGUAAGGUUGAAAUAUAGAUGUUCAUGUAUAUCUACGACAGACAUUGCCCAUACACAGGUGUUUGUGUUACAUACUGUAUAGUAUAUUGUACCCAAUACAAAAGAUGUAUAAACGGGCCAAAUAAUUUCUAGAACUUAAUGUAUAAUCCGGAAGAGUUUGACAUAAUUAUAUAUGUAUAAAGUGACAGGACGUUUGUGGGUGGGUGGUCCUGAACCAGUGGCUGAUUUUGUGUGAAAGUUACAGAUUCCUGCCAUUUUGUCAAUUUUCCUCUCUUGUGAAAUAUGUCCCGCGGACGGUCAUGGGGACAAGUUCAAGUUCAUGACUGUGGAUAGGAGAGUUGUUUAUCCAUAUGGGAGUUCACGUCUUCAAGGGGGUGUACAGUAUAUGUAGUUUCAGUGUUGGAACCUUAAGAAACAAGUAUUUUUCAUUUACUGUGAAUUAUUAACAAAAAAUACGAAGAUUUUCAUUAUUUUUUUUUACUUUCUAACAAUUACUUAAUAUGUUGUAGUGGUCAGGGUUUUACAAUAAUUUUAGUUGACAAUAUUCAGCUUUAGAUAGUCUAGUAAGUUGCCAGCUUGGAGGGGUAUUCACUCUUUUUUCUAGUUGCCAGCUUGGAGGAGUAGUCACUCGUUUUUCUAGAUGCCAGCGUGUCCCUAUCUAUCAUUGUGACUCUCAAAGUGAUUAAUGUUAAAAAAUAUCACAAACAGAAUCGGAACAUCCGUUUUUUUAGUAGCAUGAAUUAAUCAUCUACUAUCCUAACUUAAUUAAAGAUAUUAUCAGAUAAUUCCAUUUGAUGAAUUUAAAAUAAGUUUCAGCCAUUUUUUUAGGAUAAAAUAUAAAUAGCUCACAAUCCUUGUUCGUGGUAAUUUUAUAACAUUUCAAAUUCCCCAAGUAAUCAGUCAUUGACUUGAGUGACGGCGUGAGGGAAGGGUGUGUGACAAUUGCUCCGUGAUAUCUACCUUGUACAAGUAAGUACGGUACUCAUAUUUUAUCCACUUUUCAUUUGUGUAAACUCAAUCAGAUGUUGGUUAAUCAUGUUAUUUAAAUAAACAUUUACUAAGUUACUCCAUUAAUGUGCUGAUUUGUUGGUAUGUUUUCUGGUAAUGGUAAUGAGUGUUUGAGAUCUGGAGAUUUCAGUGUUUAAUCUGGCGUCUCUACUAACGGUUUGUUUUCCUCGGAAUUUUCACUCUAACGUUUGUAUAACUAUAAAAAGCAAUGGUGUUAAAGAUAAAAGGAAAAAAUAAAUGACGAAAUUAUUAAAGGUGUUUACGGGGAAUUGUCAAAUAUCAUCACGUGAAGAUUAGGCAACCCAAAUGGACUUAAAAUCCUCCUAAAAUUAAUCAAAUGCAACGAUCUAACGGUAGAUUUAAUUAGUUAUUGUAAAUUAGGACUUGGUUAGUUUAUUUGGUUCUUGGGGGAUUCUGAGGGUUUGGAAGAUGUUAUCAGAAAGUAAAGACAACUCCUUGAUGUUUAGGUAAGGGACGUCAGUGGAGUGGGUUCAUGCAGUGCCUGUAGGUGUGUCGUGUUGGUAGAUGAUGAACAAAAGGACUUGGGGACUAUUCUUACUGCCACUCAUAUUACAACUACUGUCAUGACUUUGGCCACCUAUGUUAUCUUGGGAGAGGGACCAGUUCUUGAGUUCAUUGGCAAUACAUAAAGCAAAGGAAGCACCAGUCGUUCUGUGGGCUGGGAGGAAGGACAUAAAAUUCUCAUGAAUCUCCAAACGGUCAUUUAACUUAUUUUUUACAACACAGUGCAGAUGAAGGGAGAUUUGCUCAGUUCCACUAACAUCAAUAAUGUCAUCAGCCUAGAUAGCAUACAAUUGGAUUUACUUUCCUAGAAUGUGUAUCAGUUCAUUUCGGGUGCAAUGGCUGGUGUGUUCGGCAGUGAGGGGGAGGGACCUUGACAAAAUGCUCAGCAACAUCAGGUUAGAUCUAAGAGAGCUUUGAAAUUACUUAUUUGAGUAAGGUCUCUAAUGGUGAGGCCCCGCUGCUGGCCAAGGAGGACGAGGGUAUUGACGGUAGACCAGAGACCUUUGGUGUUGUUGUAGUGGACGUACACUAUACCACGAACACCUACAUUGUAUUUAAGUUCCUCGUAAUUUCUCUCUUGGUUCAUGUACAGUAUACAUGCUUUUGUUGGGCUUGAUGAAAGUUCUUGAGGAAGUCUGUAGCCAAGGACACAGAUGGUAAGUGUUUUAUUGGCACCAAUAUGGCCUGAUGACAUGGUGGACCUAAGCCAGAUAUGAGAUGACCUGGACCACUGUGUACUGCUCUGCCUCUCUCUCGCAGUUAAAUUUACACAGUUCAGGAUUUUUUAUAUACAUGUACCUAUUUUACUAGCCAGCCACGUGUCCCUUGAAAAGUAUAUAGCCUAUAUUUUUAUUAAUAUUGGUCUUUUCCUCAACUAUUAGUGCUUAUAAAGCUUCUGAAAAUCCUACCACAUUCUCUACCUUGGGAAUUGCACCCAAAUAACAGCUGUAAUAUCUUGUUAACUUUAUUUUGCUGAGGUCUCUGUAGUUCAAACAGCAGACAAAGUCUCUAAGGACCUUUCUCAGUAUAUAACGAGGUUUACAUGUAGCAAAGGUCCUGUCAUCAGAGAGUAGGUGGGAGUUGGUACAAGUGGUGUAUCAAUGCCUUCAGGGAGCUAAUGUAUUACUCUCUCACUGGCCUCACUUUGCAAAUGGUUCUACAGUUUUGUGGUCACACAGUUUUCAGCCAUUCUUUGAUGUUAGAGGAACAUUCUUUACUUAGUGAACAAACAUCUAUGAAAUCAUACUGCUUCUAGAUGGGAGAGAACUAAAUUUCACUAAAAUGUAAAAUAUUCUAAUAAAACUAAAAUAAUCUUCUAGGAACAUUCAUUAAGCAACAUCACUCCCACUGCCUCCUUUAUCUGGCUCUCCCCUGCCCUCAGUAGAUGGUAGCACGAACAGGAGAGUUGUACACGAGCACUGGCCAGUAGCAUCUAUGCACAUCAUGUAUGAUUCCGGCAUCAACGUGUAGAUAAAUAAUCUCUCUCUUCUAUUUUUAAUUUCUUUUACCCU